CCGAGGCCGCUCGGGACGGGGCACGGCGCUGCGCCGGGCGGAGGGGAGCGGGAUGGGCGCGGAAGGCGGGGCCGGCAGCGGAGGUGGAGGCUGCGGCCGGGCUCCCCCGCCUCUCACUCCCAUCUCCUCAGAGUCCGGCGGGCGCUCCGCUGCUGUCCCGCGGCCGCCUCGCCCUCCGAGCGGCGCUCCGGGCGCUGCCCCCCGCGGACGGAGCCGAGCCGAGCCGCGCCGCCGCUGCUGCCGCCCCCCGCGGCGCGGAGGAGAGGCCGGGCUGCCGGGCCGAGGGAGUUUCCACAAUGGAGAAGAGGGAAAGUGGUAAUCAUGCCAUUGAUCAGAAUGCAGGUCAGAGCAUCAUGCCAAGAAGAAAUACAGGAAAUCUUAACUACUUGAAUGUGGAUAUGCAAGUUGCCAAUCCAUCAGAAGCAGCUGCACUUUUUGAUUUACAUCAAGCACACCAUUUUGGUGAGUUUGAACACUCUUCAGAGCUGCACUGCAAGCAGGAUCUGUUCCCUAAGUGGCACUUGCCAAUGAAGAUAGCAUCUGUGAUCUCAUUAUUAACAUUUAUUUACACUUCCAUGAGAGAUGUCAUAUAUCCUUUUAUAAACAGAAAGGAAAACGUUUUCUAUAAAAUUCCAAUCCUUGUCAUAAACAAAGUUUUACCAGUGACUUCAAUUACCCUUUUAGCAUUAGUGUAUUUACCAGGAAUAUUAGCUGCUGGUUUCCAGCUGUACUUUGGCACCAAGUAUAAAAGGUUUCCCCAGUGGCUGGAUAGAUGGAUGUCAUCAAGGAAACAAUUUGGACUUCUCAGUUUCUUCUCUGCCACACUGCACGCCUGCUAUAGCCUGUGCUAUCCAAUGAGAAGAUCAUACAGAUACAAGCUGCUGAACUGGGCAUUCCAGCAGGUCAAACAAAAGAAAGAAAAUGCCUGGAUUGAACAUGAUGUUUGGAGAAUGGAGAUUUAUGUGUCUCUAGGAAUUCUGGGACUUGCUUUGCUGGCCCUGUUGGCAAUAACAUCAAUUCCAUCUGUCAGUCACUCUUUGACCUGGAGAGAGUUCCACUACAUUCAGAGCAAGAUGGGAUAUUUAGCCCUGCUGCUAUGCACUGUUCAUGCCCUGGUGUUUGCUUGGAAUAAGUGGGUUGAUGCUAACCAAUUCAUCUGGUAUACGCCACCUUCAUUUAUGGUUGCAGUUUUUCUGCCUAUUGUAGUUCUGCUUUGUAAAUGCAUUCUGCUCCUCCCAUGUUUUAGGAAGAGGAUAAGAAAAAUCAGAAGUGGUUGGGAAGCUAAGACACAAGCCAAUCAAGCCAGCAUAACUUCCAGACUGUAGAUCAAAUAUGGACAUUUUCCAUCUAUGUAUGGAAAUAUGCUCAAGGCCAUGAAAUUUUCAUUCAUGAGCUGUUUUCACAUUUGCUAUAGAUGUUUCUUUCUCACUUUUCUUUUUGACUUCAGAAAUAUGAGAUACUUGAUGCAAUUUUCGUCAUUUUCAAAGAUGGAAAAUGAAAACAUUUAUUUUAUACUUUAAUCUAUUCAGUGUUUUGGUAUUUGAUGAUUUCUUUGUGCUGGCUCACUGCUUUUAAAAUCCAAGUGUUUCAUUAUCUCAAUCUCAGUUCUUUCGUAUGCAAAAGCAAUCAUAAAUCAUUUCUCCAGAUGACCAUAGAAAGUAAAAAAACGAUUACACCACAGAGCCCAGGAAUGCUUUCUGCUUCGCACAGCCAUGUGUGUACCUUCAUGAAAUCUCAGAAUUAUAAUGGGACAGAAAUGAGAGAAUUUAUUAUCCCAUUGCCUCUUAGCACCUGCAGCCUCUGUUUCACUAUGCCAAGUGGAGACCUUGGCAUAUGAGCCAGACAGAGAAACUGUGUAUUCCUGCAAGGUCUUGAAUGUACACAACUGGGCAAGCAGAAUUACAGGGAUCUUUACAAGGUAAAUAUCUCCUGAGGCUUGGGCACAGUCUAAAAAAAGAGUUUUUAGAUUCAGAUCUCCAUCUUAUCCAGAACCGGGUGUGUCGCUAUUUACUUGAAACCAUGAAACAUUUCCCAUUUUUUAUUCCAUGAACAUGUUCUUUUGUUUCUGAUGCUGGAAAUUUUCCAUGCUUUUGACCUAAGCCUACAGCCCUUAACAUGUGUUAAACUUUAUUUGCACAAAUUAUUCCAGUGGGAUAACUCUAUCAGGUAAGUGUGUUUUUUUGUUUACUCUAGAGCCAGCACAAUUGUGUGACUGGAAGAAAAACAUUAAAAAUAGACAUUUGAAUCUUGCCAUUGAUUUGGUGAGAUUCUCGUGUUAAAUGAUUUCCAAAUGCAUUUUCUUUUACAGGAAUUUUCCAGUAACUUUAAUAAGCUCAUUAAAACCUGCUUUCCUUACAUUGCAUAGGUCUGGCUGAAGUUUUAAAUGAAUAAUUGAUUUGUUAAAAUCUGUUUUGAAAUGUGUUAUUCAGUAGCAAAUAUUUUCACCCAGCAUCAGGAACAUUUCUGCCAGUCUGCCUGCAGGAAUUGACUAGGACUUAGACUGUUGAUGCUACAUAUUGCUGGUAUCCUCUGAAUGAGAACUGUAAUUGCUAACAGAUCUGGUAUUAAAACAAACAGAAAACAACACAUACCUAAAAAAUAUGUAAUACAUGGUGCUAAUGAAUCUGUUGUCCCUUUCUGGACUUUUACAUGGAGCAUACAUAACAGACAAAUUAAAUAGCUCCAGGGAUAUUACAUUUUGUAUUUUCCUGGUUGUUACCAUUCAAUUAUUGCACUUAAAAGAUGGCCUUUUGUGAAUUUGCAUGUAGUGUAGUACUGAGAAAGUAACUGAAGACAUAGUGGCCUGUAGAAUAUAAAUUGUAAUCUGUGGCAUUAUAUAUCGAGCCAGUAAUGCACGUCAGAGGCCAAAACCCUACAAUACAGAAAACUACUGCAAUGUUAAUCUAAGUUUCUAACAAAGCAGGAAAAGUAUGGUGCUUAAUUCAUUUCCAUUUAUAUUUCCAUGAAUGAAAUAAAUCUUUUAUAAGUAAUAAGCUCUAUGCAAUUGUUACAGAAGGUAGUGAAGAUAGCAUAACUUCAUUCAUUUCAACUAGUUAAUAUGGUUUGAAUUGAUAACAUAAAUUACAGGGCCAAACCAGUUUCAAGAUCAUCACAUACUAUCCAAACUGACCUUUUAUGCUCAUCAUUCAGCUGUGGGCAUUAAUCACACUUCAGACUUUUCUCUCUAGCAUUGCCCAGAGGCAAACCCAGAAGUGUCUUCUACAACAUGAAACUUAUAUACAGUCUACAAAAGCUAUUUAAAAAAUCACACUACAUCCAAACACUCAAGCAUGCUUUUCCCUACUGAUUGUUUCAAGUAGGUUUUCUGUGUCACAUCUAGACAUUUCUCUAGAAGCUACCAUUGAAUGCUUGUAGCCAGAACCUGAGACUUCAUAUUGGAGUCUCUUCACUGCUUUGUAAGUCUCAAUAAACUGUGUCUUAGUAACUCACUUCCCAGUCUGCAGGCUGCUCAGGGAAGUGGUUGACUCACCAUCCCUGGAGGUAUUUAAAAAACAUGUAGGUGUGGUGCUUAGGGACAUGCUCUAAUGGUGGGCUUGGCAGUGUUAGAUUUAUGGUUGGACUCAAUGUAAAUGACUCUGUGAUUUGCUUUUUAGGCAUUCAGAUGCUAACAGUGAGGGAGAUUUAUAUAGGGCUUAGAAGAAAAUGCCAUUGACAGUAUUAAAUUUCUCUAUUUGUAGCAGACAUGAUUUAGUUCAAUACUGAUGAAACUAAGUUCAUAUGUACAUUUUAAUUUAUGUUUAUGUACCUGUUUCAAAAUUCAAUGUAUUAAUAGGCCUAUAUACUAUUAUAAUACAAUAAUUGAAUGUAUGUGCACAUUUUAGGCACUUAUUUAUGUAACACUAAUUAGUUUUAUAAAACUGUGUGUUAUUAAAUGCUUCAAUGUAUGCUGUAUCUGCCAUUGUGUCAUAUACAUCCAGGGUAAAAAGGUAAAAAGGCACAGUACACUCUAGAAGAGUUGCUGAUAUAAACAGUCAAGGGGAACCAUUUUCUCCACACUAGUGAUGAGCCUGGAACCUCCAAAGGAGAGAAAAAGACGUGGAAAGAAAAAUGGACACUUUCAUAGCGUAAUGAAAUCACAUUUUUCCUGACAGAACCUUUAACUGUAUAUUCUAGCACUCAGAGAUUCUGUGAGAAGGAAGAGAAGGCUUUGGAGGGAGACCCAAGAUCUGGAAAUACUGAUCAAAGACCAAGAGAAGUUCAAGAAUAGCAAGUGCAUUGAGGGAGGGCAUGUACGGGCAUACUUCUGUCUAAGAAUCCAUCAUUCUAGUGGCAGUGGCUUUUAAAUGUCUCUACAAGGCCUGCAAAGAACUUUUUUCUGUUGUUACACAUUUCCAAUGUGUUUGAGAGACACAGAAUUGAAACUCUGGAGAUACAAAUUGUUAGAGGGGCCUGAGAAAUUUUAUUCCAAAUUCAUUUGAAGAGGUCAUAGCCAGAAUACUCUUCCCAAGAAAUGAUAGCAGCAAUCAUUGUUCAGGAAGCUAGAGCCAGGUCUGUGUUGGCUAUUGUGAAACACAAAUUCCUGUUGACAGCAGCAUUUACUGUAAGCAGUCCCUCCCUUUGGCCACUCUUCUCUGUUCUCUCAGUGCUGCAAGGCUUUAAAGAUGUGAAGUUCAUCAGACCAGGGGAGUGGAUCCAGUUGAAAAGUAAUGCAGAGAGAAGAAUGAUUCAGCCAGAUCCACUCAUGGGUCUGAUUCAGCUCCCAGCCAUGCACGUGUCAGUAGGAAGGACGAGAAGAGGAAUGGUGUAAACAGGCAGUUUAACUUAAACCAGCCCUAAAUGAAAGGUUCCAAGUGCUCCUAAAAGUUAAAACUUACAUUAUUUCAUCCUAUUUCAGUAGCAAGAAUAUUCCCUUCAUUUUUUUUUUUGGUCACGUUCUUAGUUUUCCAUGAAUCAGUGGGCAAAAAUGUGUUCUAGAAAUUGUCAUCAAAACCCAUAUAAAACUGACUUCUGUGUGACUGUGGGCUACGUGGUUUCAUUUGUAGAGAUGAUAAUCUCACAUCUGCUCUUUUCUCCUACAUCAAUAGUUUCUAGGAUUGUCCCUCAACUACAAAAAUGCUAUGUUAACAGUUUUUGAAAUUCAAACUAAUUUCUUUUAAACUGGUUUUUCUGUAAAUGGCAUGAAAGGAGUAAUUUUUUAAAAACCCAAAAAGACCAAUUUUUGAAAACAUCCCUGAAGAAUGUAAUCUGCUGCAGUUGCUUUAAGUGUCUGGCAAUGGCUGAUCAUUUCCACUGAUGUUUUUUCAGUAAUGCCAGGAUUUCUUGAUCCCAUGAGCAUACUCUGUUGCUGAUGGCAAAAUUACUUCUUAUUAUUUCUUUUAUUAAAACAAGUCUCAUUGAAUUCAGUUGUAUUAGGGUUCAAUUUUUGCAUCAUUUUUUGAACUUUUCUGUAGAUUAAAUUUAACAUUUGAAUGGGAGCAGUGAGGCUAAUUUAUUAAGUAGGCAUAAUAGGUUUUCAGAGAUUUUUCAGCUGAAAAUACAUAAAACCAAUCCAGGAACCUAACUCUAUAAACAUAAAAAAGACCACAGCUACUUUCAAUAAAGAUGAUACAACAGAA
This is a messenger RNA of Oenanthe melanoleuca, 5576 nucleotides long. RefSeq names its product STEAP family member 1 (gene STEAP1). Bases 297 to 1325 code for a protein of 342 amino acids. Gene Ontology annotation, cellular component: plasma membrane; endosome. The record is from RefSeq and is a predicted model, not a curated record. The transcript is spliced from 5 exons. NCBI's taxonomy places the organism in Eukaryota, Metazoa, Chordata, Aves, Passeriformes, Muscicapidae.